AUGUCAACUUUAUGGAGAAAGAUACAGGUUCCAGGAAGUUUGAACGUAUAUAGAUUCGACAAAGUGUACAGACAGGGGCCAGCGACCCUGGUAAAAAACAUAAACAAAUUGCCACUGCAAGAAAGAAUACAAAACUCAGUGCAAAAAGUAACCUUUCUGGAGGUAAGCCAAAACACCGGAUCCAUUUUUGGAAAAACAUUUGGAAAAAGUAAACAGGUAAAAAUGGUAAAACAAAAGGGAGUAGUGCCAGAAAGCAUAAAGGAAGGAAUAAAUAAGCAAGUUAAGAAGUUGCCAGCAUCACUGUUAAGGGCUAAGGGUUGUGAAAGAGGAGAUGAGAGCACAGUGGAGGGAAAAAAGAAUAAAAGAAAAAAAAAGAAACCUGAAAACAAGGAAUCCACGAAAGAAAAUGAGCAAUUGAAAAAAAUGGAAAGCGUAGAGGAGAGUGGCAAGGGAAGGAAGGGUGGAAAGAAGGACGGAAAAGUGUACAAAUUGAAGUUUAGGAAUUUCGAAGGAACAAUACAGGAGUUUAAGAAGCUGCUGGAUUCAAACGCGAAAGAGCUGGGAGAAUAUAAGAAGGUAAACAUGAGGCCGAACAAGAUAGUAGUCUCAUUCAGCGAUAAGAAGAUACUGGAAAGGUACCUGCGCCACUAUAACAAUUACGAACACGGGGAGCAGAAGCUGAAAGUGGCAGAGAUGGACUACUACGAGACGGUGAAGACAGACUACAAGCACCUGAGGUUGUACGGAAUACCAGAGGAGUACGAUGAAAAGGCAGUGGAAGAAGGACUGAAGAGAAGAAUAAGCAUAGAAUUUAAGAUUAGUAAAAGGAAGGAAGAAUAUAAGCUGGAGUUUAGGACAGUGGCAGAGUGCGUGAAGGCGAACGCGAUCCUGAAUAACUCGAGAAUACCACUGCUGAAGAAAAAGCAGGAAACGUUGGUGAAGGUGCACACGGAAAUGGCAUUGUUUGGAGCAGCAACGCGAAAUAGCACGAGAGUGUUCGUGAGGAAUUUGCCCUUUGGAACGCCGGAGGAGGACAUACUGGAGUAUUUUAGGCGCUACGACAAAAAGGUGAAGGUGCACAGACCGUCAAAAGCAAAAGGGUUCGCAUUCGUGAGCUUCUCGUCGCUGGAAAGGGCGAGGAAGGUGAUCAACGAGUUAAACGGAAGAAUGUUUAACAAGAGAAAAAUACAGCUCUCAAUGUCGUUGCCGAAGCAGCUGUAUGACCCGAAGAAGGAAGGGAGCAAAGAAGACCCGGCAGAAGGAAUGGGUGAUGAAAAAAUGAUUGAUGAUGGAUCAACAGAUGAAAAAAUGAUUGAUGAUGGAAUGGCUAGCAAAGAGGAUCUGGAAGAUACAAUAUUUGUAAGAAACCUGGACUACGGCUGCACGGAAGCGGAGUUGUCGGAGUACUUUUCGAAGUUCGGGGAAGUGGAGAGCUCAAAAAUCGUACUCAACGAAGAUAAAAAAAGUAAAGGAACAGCAUUCGUUAGAUUUAAAAGAAAGGAGGACGUAAAGAAGAUACUCGAGAGUGAGAAGUUGGCACUACUGCGAGACGAGCAGCUGAGCAGCGAAAAGCCGACGCUGGGCAUAGGGUUCACGCUGAGGGGAAGGAGACUCAAGGUCGACGGCGCGCUGGCGAAGGGGAGAGCAAAGGCGCUGAAGCAGCACAGGGACGAGGAGGAGCUGAGGAAGUACAACGAGGGGAAGAACAUGCACCUGCUGAUGGUGGGAGUGCCCUCGGAGGAGUCGCCGGAGUACGCGAAGAUGACGCCUGAGCAGCGUGAGGGGCUGAAGGAGUACCUGGAGCGGAAGCUGGAGAAGAUACGCCAGAAAAACACCUACGUGAACCCCAAAAGACUGUGCAUAAAAAACCUACCGGGAAACAUAAACAGCAAUGACCUGAGAGAAGUGAUACUGAACCACCUGAAAAACGUACUGGAUUCGACUGAGUACCAAAAGAUCAGGAAGAUGAAAAACAGAGGAGUAGUGGAAGUUAAGUUAUUCAAGGGAGACACGUACACGAAGGACGACCAGGGAACAAAGGUGAAGAAGAAGAAGCCGUACGCGUUCGUGGAGCUAGUGGACCACAACAUCGCAACGAAGACGCAGCAGCUCUUCUCAAACAACAGCACACUCUACCAGCCAAAGACACUGCAGUGCGAGUACACAAUCGACACGAGGUUCGAAAAGGAGGAGAGGACGAAGGAAAAAAAAGUUAAGGUGAAGAAGAAGACGUACUCGCGAGGGAAGAGGCAGAGGGAGAAGAGAAGACAGCAGAAGGCACUGAAGCCGCAGUAA
Molecule: messenger RNA, 2295 nt
Organism: Theileria orientalis strain Shintoku
Lineage: Eukaryota; Apicomplexa; Aconoidasida; Piroplasmida; Theileriidae
Exons: 6
Coding region: 1-2295 (764 amino acids)
Molecular function (GO): RNA binding
Source: RefSeq, a predicted model, not a curated record